Messenger RNA from Prosopis cineraria, 2686 nucleotides. Its product is annotated as pollen receptor-like kinase 3. The transcript is spliced from 2 exons. The record is from RefSeq and is a predicted model, not a curated record. Gene Ontology annotation, biological process: protein phosphorylation. The coding region runs from base 227 to 2077 and encodes 616 amino acids. Gene Ontology annotation, molecular function: ATP binding; protein kinase activity; protein binding. Lineage: Eukaryota; Viridiplantae; Streptophyta; Magnoliopsida; Fabales; Fabaceae.
AAUGUCGGAAGGAGGGGAAGGAUGGCCUUAGAGAGGAAUAGGCUAUUGUUAGAAGGCGAUGCAAAUUUUGGGAGCUGCAGGAUCAAUGUGGUGUCCAUGGCCAGACACAGCACACCAAAAUGACGCAACUUGCUUUGGCUUCACCCUCCAUUCCAACAAAACGAAAAAAGCAAGUCAAACAAAAGCCUCAGAGAAGUAGAAUCUCUCCGGGCAGCGGUACAUUUCAAUGCCAACAACCUGCGUCUGUACCAGCCAAAUGGCCGCUGUUCGACUCCGUCUUUUCUUCCCUCUCUUCUUCUUCCUUACACUUCCUGCUUUCUCUUCUUCUUCCGACGUUGAUGCCCUCCUCAAGCUCAAGCAAUCAUUCACCAAUGCUGCCACCCUUUCUUCUUGGGUCCCUAAUUCCUCCCCUUGCUCUGCCCGAUGGGCAGGAAUCAUCUGUGACAACAACAUCAUCACCGGUCUUCACCUUUCCGACUUGGGUCUUUCUGGCAAAGUCGACAUUGACGCUAUGCUGGAGAUUAAAGGCCUUCGAACCGUCAGCUUGGUGAACAAUUCCUUCUCGGGUCCUAUUCCUGAGUUCAACAGAAUCGGUGCUCUCAAGGCUUUAUACUUAUCCACCAACCAAUUUUCCGGGCAGAUUCCCUUGGAUUUCUUCUCCUAUUUGAACUCAUUGAAGAAGAUAUGGCUUUCUGAGAACAAAUUCUCGGGACCCAUCCCCGAUUCCAUAUCCCAGCUAGACAUGCUCAUAGAGAUUCACCUCGAGAAUAACGAAUUCUCCGGACCCAUCCCACCUCUACCGCGGAGCAUCAAAUCACUAGACAUGUCUAACAACAAACUGCAAGGUCAGAUUCCAGAGAGCCUAACAAAAUUUGGCGCUAAUUCCUUCAAAGGAAACGAGGGGCUGUGCGGGAAACCUCUAGAAAAGGCUUGCGACGAGAAGGGUGAAAGUGAAAAUUCUUCCGGCCACGUCAUGCUGAUCAUUCUCUUCAUUAUCUGCAUGAUCAUCGCAGUGGCGCUGUUCAUAGCAGUCAGGUCAAGGCGCCGUCUAGACAGCGACUUUAGCGUGCUGAGCAGAGAAAGCAUGGACGAGGUAGUGCAAGUGCACGUGCCGAGCUCAGCAGAUAGCAGAGAAUCGGAGUCGAGCCGCAGGGGGACGGGUUCAAGGAGGGGUGCGGCGAAGAGCGGUAAUGCGGAUCUGGUCGUGGUGAAUGAGGAGAAGGGCGUGUUUGGGUUGCCAGAUUUAAUGAAGGCGGCUGCGGAGGUUCUAGGAAACGGAGGGCUGGGAUCGGCGUAUAAGGCAGCCAUGACUAGUGGGUUGUCGGUGGUGGUGAAGAGGGUGAGAGCCAUCAAUCAGAUAGGCAGAGAUUAUUUCGAUGCCGAGAUGAGAGGUUUCGGGAGAAUCAGACAUGCCAACAUCUUGACCAUUUUGGCUUACCAUUUCCGCAAGGAGGAGAAGCUCAUCAUCUCCGAAUACAUGCCCAAAGGCAGCUUGUUGUAUGUUCUGCAUGGUGAUCGAGGGACAUCUCAUGCUGAUCUGACGUGGCCCGUCCGUUUGAAGAUAAUCAAUGGAAUUUCGCGAGGGCUUCAAUUCCUUCAUUCUCACUUCUCUUCCCACGAUCUUCCCCACGGCAACCUCAAAUCCAGCAAUGUCCUCCUCACCCAAGAUUACGAGCCGCUCCUCUCAGAUUACGCCUUACAUCCGCUUCUCAACCCCAGUUCUUUCCACGCAUUGUUCGCCUUUAAAUCCCCAGAUUACGUGCAAUACCAGGUAAUUUCCCAGAAAAUCGACGUCUACUGCCUCGGAAUCAUCAUCCUCGAGAUCAUCACUGGCAAAUUCCCUUCUCAGUAUCAUAGCAACGGUAAGGGCGGCACCGAUGUCGUGCAAUGGGUCCUCGCUGCAAUUUCCGAGAGAAGAGAAGCUGAAGUGAUUGAUCCCGAAAUAGCGAACACCCCCCACUCCUUGGAUCAAAUGCUGCAAGUUCUCCAAGUCGGAGCCGCUUGCACCGAAAGCAAUCCCGAACAACGAAUUAACUUGAAUGAAGCCAUUAGGAGGAUGGAGGAGGUAAAGGUCUGAAAAGCUCCAUUAUACGGAUAGCUUAGUUCUUCGAGUUGGGUUUGCUUGCAGCGCAUAUGCAAGGUUGUAUAUAUGAACAAAGGUUCAGCCAUUCAUGAUUGAUUUUUCGAGGGCAUAGGCACCAAUCAAACACAAGAAAAACACAGAGAACAACAGAGAAAGAGAAAGAUCAUGGUAGAGGGGGAGGAAGGUGGAAGACGGCUUCACAGACAAGAUCGGUUCAUAGAAAAAUAAUAGCUUGGUGUGGUGGCAUUCUGGAAAUGAUCUCCGUUCAUACAUCAGAACUCAUGUAAAAGGAAUGGGAUGCUGCAGAGGAUUGAAACGCUGGUCAGGCAAAAUGUGGCUCUCGGGGGCUUGUGAUGAAAGAAGAAACAAGUUUCCUCACCACUCCCUCGACUUUGUAAAAUAUAAGCGGGGACAACAUAUUUCUUGUACAGGCCAUGACAACGUCUUGUCUUGGCAAAUUGUUUGUUCGACUCCAUCUUCAAUCCUUAUCUCCUUCUGAUAAUCUGAUCGAUCGGAUUUAGCAGUUUUCCUGCAUCAAAUCCGUGGAUUGCUUCUGUUCGCCACCCUUUUUGUAAAAUUUAUUUGCUUUUGUUAUUCUUCUCA